Molecule: messenger RNA, 1022 nt
Organism: Aspergillus homomorphus CBS 101889
Lineage: Eukaryota; Fungi; Ascomycota; Eurotiomycetes; Eurotiales; Aspergillaceae
Product: kinase-related protein
Exons: 2
Coding region: 260-970 (236 amino acids)
Cellular component (GO): cytoplasm
Molecular function (GO): ATP binding; kinase activity
Source: RefSeq, a predicted model, not a curated record
CAGACCUCCAUCAUUCAAAUUCGCUCGUUAUCCGAUACCGGUACCGGAUUAUAACGAAUUGUUUAUCCCAAGCUCGCUAGAUUGCACCCGAGACAUCACCAUCUAGGAGUAUCUCAAUUUGCGCUCCAAUUAACGCGUAUAUAAACAGUUCCGACCUUUGCAUAACCGGGACCACGGUCAUCUGUGCCUUGUCCCAACAAUACAGUCCGGUUGAUCCUCGUGUGUAUUCUGUCCUAGACCCCAAACCUCCUUGUUCGUCAUGGAUCAACAAGUCGAUCGAUUAGUGGACAAGAUCUGGAACAAAUUCCAGUCAACACCAAAGGAUGCUCGACUACUAAUCGCGGUCAGCGGAAUACCGGGGUCCGGCAAGACAGAGCUGGCUACAACAAUGGCCAACCGCAUCAAUCAACGAUAUUCAACGCAACAUCCAGACUCACCGCUUAUCGCGACCAUUGUCCCAAUGGACGGGUACCACCUCACGCGGGCUCAGCUGGCUGAAAUGCCCGACCCCGCAUACGCUGCUGCCCGCCGCGGUGCUGCAUUCACCUUCGAUGGAGAGAAGUUCCUCAAGCUAGUGCAGGCGCUGCGGGAAGAGGUGACGCCUCAGACACGGAGCCUGUACGCUCCGAGUUUUGACCACGCGGUCAAGGAUCCCGUGGAUGACGACAUCACCAUUCCGGCUACCUGCCGGGUGAUUUUCUUCGAGGGUAACUAUCUUAGUCUGGAUAAGGAGCCGUGGAACACGGCCGCGAAAUUGAUGGAUGAGCUCUGGUUUGUCGAGGUUGAUUUUGAAAUUGCCCGGAGGAGGUUAAUUCGAAGACAUGUCAAGGCGGGAAUCGCGAAGGACGAGACCGAAGCAGAUAGACGAGUCACGGAGAAUGAUCUGGUAAAUGGGAAGGAGAUUGUGGAUUACAGGAUGGAUCUUCAGGAGCUCAUUAAUAGUGAAUUUGACCCUGCGUGGGAAAGGUGACGCAAGGGCUCUUGAAGGGUACCCAACACAUUCAAGUAUAUAGACUAUCAUC